AUGAUCGUUAUUCUGGUGAAUGUGAAGGUGGUCUGCGGACACACCCACACGUUGGCGCUCACCGACGAGGGGUUGCUGUACGUCUGGGGUGGCAAUAGCUACGGUCAGCUGGGCACUAACAACAAGACCAACGCCUGUAAUCCGGUCAUACUGAACGUGCCUGAGAUGGGGAGAGUAUCGGACAUCGCAGCUCUGCACUACAAUCACAUUAGCGCAGCCGUCGGCGACGGCGGACGCGUCUUCAUGUGGGGUCAAUGCCGUGGCCAGAGUAUUAUGAGCCCGACCGUUACUCCGAUGGCGCAUCUGCACGAGGUGUUGGCCUGCUACGCCUCAUCGAAUGUCAUGCACAGGCCGCUAGUCCUGCGUGCCGACGAGGAGCUGAAUAUACUGGACUGUCUGAGGCAGGCGUUUGAUGAUCCCGAUGAGAAGCAACUUAGGGCUAUGUUAAUUUGCAAUCUGACGUUAUUACAAAGUAAAUAA
Odontomachus brunneus is the source of this 480-nucleotide messenger RNA. Its product is annotated as RCC1 and BTB domain-containing protein 2-like. Gene Ontology annotation, cellular component: cytoplasm. The coding region runs from base 1 to 480 and encodes 159 amino acids. The transcript has 4 exons. NCBI's taxonomy places the organism in Eukaryota, Metazoa, Arthropoda, Insecta, Hymenoptera, Formicidae. The record is from RefSeq and is a predicted model, not a curated record.